Messenger RNA from Rhinolophus ferrumequinum (greater horseshoe bat), 3768 nucleotides. RefSeq names its product SprT-like N-terminal domain (gene SPRTN). The transcript is spliced from 5 exons. Lineage: Eukaryota; Metazoa; Chordata; Mammalia; Chiroptera; Rhinolophidae. Gene Ontology annotation, biological process: DNA repair. The record is from RefSeq and is a predicted model, not a curated record. Bases 332 to 1822 code for a protein of 496 amino acids. Gene Ontology annotation, molecular function: single-stranded DNA binding; polyubiquitin modification-dependent protein binding; metalloendopeptidase activity. Gene Ontology annotation, cellular component: nucleus.
UGUAUGUCGGAAGUUGUGGUCGUCUUUUAAAGGCAAUAACCAGCUUCCUGAAACCUUCCUCAGCCCCACGCCCUGGGAACCCAAGUUUUGAGCCCGCUAGGAGAUGUGCUGAGUUCUUUUUAUUAAACCCUCGAGUUUUGGCUUCGGGGUUUGGGGCAAGCUCAACUCUCAUUCUCGAGGCAGUUUUCCUGGAUUUCUCGCGAGAUCCGCGCGCUGAAGCGAGAGCAGCUCGAGAAUCGGUUAUCUCCUAGGAGUUCGACGGGGCCCUCAGAACCUCCCGGCCGUGCGGCGAGCCUAACGCCUGCGGACCCCGCCUGGGAUCUUGGCAGCGAUGGAUGAGGACCUGGUGUUGGCGUUACGGCUUCACGAGGAGUGGAACUUGGAGGUCGCGGAGCACGGUCUGGUCCAGGAGCCUCUGUCCCUGGUGGACGCGUCCUGGGAGUUGGUGGACCCCACCCCGAAUUUACAGGCCCUGUUUAUGCAGUUCAACGACCAGUACUUCUGGGGUCAGCUGGAGGCCGUUGAAGUGAAGUGGAGCUUGCGCAUGACAAUGUGUGCUGGGGUGUGCAGCUAUGAAGGGAAGGGCGGCAUGUGUUCCAUCCGGCUCAGUGAACCCCUUUUAAAGUUGAGACCACGAAAGGAUCUGGUGGAGACCCUCUUGCAUGAAAUGAUACACGCCUACUUAUUUGUCACUAAUAACGACAGGGACUGGGAGGGGCACGGCCCCGAGUUCUGUAAGCACAUGCACCGCAUCAAUCAUCUGACGGGCGCCAACAUAACGGUGUACCACAAUUUCCACGACGAGGUAGAAGAAUACCGGCGACACUGGUGGCGCUGUGACGGGCCGUGUCAGUUCAAAAAGCCCUAUUACGGCUACGUCAAGCGCUCUACCAACAGGGCCCCCUCUGCUCACGACUACUGGUGGGCCACGCACCAGAAGACCUGCGGAGGUACUUACGUCAAAGUCAAGGAGCCAGAGAACUACUCAAAGAAAGGCAAAGAGAAGACAAAGCCAAGAAAGCAGCCGGCAGCAGCUGCAGCAGCCACAGCAGCCGCAGCAAAGAAGAAAGGUAAACCCAACAGAGGUGAGACACAGCUGUUAAUCCCUUUUAGUGGGAAAGGAUAUGUUCUAGGAGAAACAAACAAUUCAUCUGGGAACUUGGUCACUUCACACGCUGCUAAUAAAACUCAAGAUCUUUUAAGUCAAGACCAUUCAGCAAAUGCUGUAAGAACUAAUUCUAAAACUCAAGCGAAAUUUGAACAGAAUGGUUCAAGUAAAAAAACUUCUGUAGUCUCACCUGUUCUUAACACUGGUCACCAGAAUGUUUUAAGCAACUAUUUUCCUAGAGUAUCAGAUCUCAAUCAGAAAACUUCGAGAAGGGUGAAUGGAUCUCCAACAGAAAGCCUAACUGUGGGCGACAUCAGUAAAAAGCCCGUCUCGUCUAGCUCUCAAAGGGCUUCAUCUUCCAAGGUGUCGCUGAGAAAUUCUUUGAAAGCAGUGGGCUCCACCUCUGUGACUGCAUCCCAGGGUGCGAGUGGGCCCGAACGUGAAUCCCCAAGUAAACGACGCAAGCUAGAAGACAAGACUGUUUUUGAUGAUUUUUUAAUCAAGAAAGAGCAAGUACAGGUUGGUGGUGGUGAGCCACAGGGUAGUUCUCAUCCCGCAGCUGCAACUCAGAAUUCCAGCAGUUCGUCCCUUCAGAGCCAAACAGUCAGCUGUCCUGUCUGUCAGAACGACGUGGUGGAGUCUCAGAUUAACGAGCAUUUAGACUGGUGCCUUGAACGCGAUGGCGACAGUGUCCAAGUGGGAACAAAUCUUUGAAACAAACUGGGUCUCACAUGCCCCCCCCGUCUUACCUCAGUAGCAUUGCCUUAGUCACUCAGGAAGGUGUGGUUCAUACUCAGAUUUGUGGGUUAUAAUCUAGUUCCUGUAACCAAUACUGAAUUCUAAUUUAUAUACACAUCCAUAAGAUUGGAAUGGAAAGUACUGUCAGAGGUGCUAUGUUUACACGCACUCUCGCCUUGCGUAGACUAUAGCCCAGAGUUUGUUCUGCACGUUUACAUGUAUAAUUUUUAGACACUUUUGGUCUUUCUUGCUCUUAAAGGUAUUUAAAUCUGUUAAUCUUUUGUUUGUAUGCUUUCUUCAAGAUAUUUAGUAAGGAUUUAAAUAUUUGGUUAAAUUGAAUAUUUAUUAAUAUUAAAACUCAUUCCCAGUACUGUUAAUAUUCAUGGUGUGAGGCAUAGUAACCAAAAACACCAUCUAGAGUACAAAGUAUAUAGUUAUUUUAGGGUUCUCAGGUAUUUAAAAAAAUUUUUAAGUUCCCCAAAAUCUUAACAGGAAAUACAUUUUAUAUAUAUUUUAAAGAAUAUUCUGUUUCACUUUGGUGGCAGAUCUUAGGUUAAAGUAGAUAAAGAGUAGAGUAAAACAAAUUUAUUUUGUAAUAUUACUAGUAAUAAAUAGCCACUGUAAUCCUGUAGGCCAGGGUUUAGCUGUUUCCUUACAAUUUAGCAAAACGAGUGACUAAAGCGUGGUGCUAAGGGACCGAUAUGUGUGACAACACGGUCACCUCAUUCAUCUCACAGGAACGUUACCUGGGAUUACUACUGGGAGCCUAAGCCAAAGCUGAAACCGUUAUAAUAAAAGAAAUAACAUUCGUGCAUUUAAAAAUAUUUUUGAGAAAUUCUGUGUUACGGCAAAGGGCCCAUACUUGAUCCGUUUACUUUGUCCUGUGGCUGUGUCUCUAGCAUGUUGCCUUGUCCCAAGACCUUAGUUGAUUUUUUAACUUUGGUGCCACAUGACUUGUACGGAAGGUGCAGAGAUCGGAAGCGCGAGGUGUUGGCCUGUGCGACUGCUUCCCGGAUGAGGCAGAGCACGCGACGGUGACACAGGAGGCGCCCUCGGGGCUGCCCGCCUGGUCAGCACCCACCACCCCUAACACUGUUCAUCUGUCACCCCAGGUUAGCUUAGCUUGUUUUUGAACAUCAUAAAGUAGUAUCAAGUUUCUUGUUAGGAAAUUUGUUGAAGAAGUUUCUUCUUUUCAUUGUUCUGUAGUAUUUGUGAAUUUGCCAAAGUGUAUACAUCCGUUCUAAAAUUAAUAGACAUUUGAAUUAUUUCCAGUUGGGUCUGGCUAUUAAGGACAGUGCUGCUAACCCCUUCUUGUCCUUUCUCCUGGGCACAUACCCAGAUGGGGUCUCGGGGUCACAGGGUGUGUUUUUGGUUCGCUUAGGACGUGGGGCCAGUUUACGCUCCUACCAGCAACGGAGGCGAGUUUGAGUUGUUCAAUUGUCAGCACUGUCGUCAAUCCUUGUUGUUUUAGCCUGUCUGGUUGAAUGUUCACAAGUUUUAAUAUUUCUUAAGUAUAGUGUUUAAUAAAUAUAAAUGACUUGAAAUGUGUGUCUUAUAUUGAAUAUAUGCAGUUUCUCUAAUUCAUUUCAACAAACUGUGUAGUUGAACCUUUUUUGAGUCCAAACUGUACAAGGUUCUGGCGCUAUGAUUAAGACAGGCCGUGUCCCCAGGAGCUUACAGCCUGGGUGGGAGACAAAAGCAGAUGGAUUUCAGUACAGUAACCACUGUGAUGGGUUUCUGCUCAGUGGGAACAGUCAGCACAGCCCGAGGCUUCAGGGAUGUUUCUCGGAGGAGAUGACGUCUGAGGUGCUCUAGGGCGAGUCAAGUUAGCCUGGUGGAGAAGGAUGGAAAAGGCCUUGGAAGAGAAGGAACACAGAAAAGGCAUGGAAUAGACGGCCCCGUUCUCCUGGGAGAACUAAGCU